CUAGGUAGUACCUGUUUAUUCAACUGAAAUCUCUAGAGACACAAAAUUAGAUGCUUCCAUAACUGGUUUAAAUUUUUCAAAGUCAGAAGUUAGUUUUACCUUGUGUGUUGUAUGCCUUGUACAAACCAGUUUUGUAAUACUUAGCACAAUUACAAUGCAUACCCCAUUCUCAGCUUCCCCAUGCCUUGCAAACCCGAUAUUCUAAUCCUGAAAAGGCCUGGCAAAAUGUUGAGCAGGAACUAUUGAUGGAUUGAGUCUCAGGCAUCUCAGACCUGAUGAAAUGUGGCCACAUACACUGCUGUGUGUCCAAGCCCUGGCUAUCUGUGCAUGGUCUGGUGGCCUCAUGAGCAUUCUCUCUUGGUGUUGAUGUUCUUCUUCCUACUGAUCCAGCCCCACCCAUCAGUAUAUCAUCAUGAAUUCAUUUAACCCUCUGCAUGUAUAAAUUCCUCAUUCUGAUUGCUCUUUGAGUUUUACCAAUCCUAUUGAUCCUAGAUGAUCUUUCUUCCUAUAAAUUAGGAAGGAAGGAAAAUAAUUGAUUGGGAGGGCUGUACAAUGGGUCCACAGCUUAUGUUCUCCAUGACACAAAAGAAAACAAUAAAAGAAUAAGGCCUAUUCUUGCUAGAGCAGGAAUGAGCAUUAGUACAACUAACCAUUAUGAGCUCUGUGGCUUUAAGCUAGUUACUUAUCAGGUCUUAUACUGGUUUUCACAUAUACUAGAGGUACACUUUUUUUUUAACAGAAGGAAAAAAUAAUUCUUAUUUCUGUUUAUUAUCUUUGCAUAUUGCAUACAAAUGUAUCCAUCAAUUCACUAAAUAUUAAGUAAUUGCAUAACUGGUAUUCUAAAUGCCUUACAGUAUGUGAAAAUAUUUGGUGGAUUAUUAUACAGGCUGAGGAUAUUUUUCCAUCUAAAAUAAUGGAAUAGGGUUUUCACUGUCAAAGAAAUCAUUAUCCUAAACAUUUUCCAGAACCAAUUAGAUUAUACUCUGAGGAGUGCCUGGAUAUUAAGGUGCUUAGCACAGUUCUGGGCACCAAACUGCUAAUAAUUGGGAGCUAAUACUACCUUAGUUUGGUUUCAGGAGGAGGUUGUUUGGCACCAAGAAUGACUUUAUUGCACUUUUAUUUCAACUUAUUCCCUUGUUGUUGGUGUUAAUCCUGCAAAAGGCUAAACUUGUAAAAGUAAAAUUCACUCUCAUUGCAAAUCCUGUUUCUCCUCUCUUUGCUGAGUUCUCAAGCCCUUGCAAUUGAGAUGGGAGUGAGACUGGAGUUCCUUGGCUUGUGGAAGAACAUCAUUAUCCUUUGCUUUGGAAAUUUGUUCCUCUGGAUCAGGGUGUGUUUUGAACCAGAUGCACUAUUACUAAUAGCCGGAGGAGACUUUGAAGAUCAGCUUAGAGAAGAGGUGGUCCAGAGAGUUUCUCUUCUCCUCCUCUAUUACAUUAUUCACCAGGAAGAGAUCUGUUCUUCAAAGCUCAACAUGAGUAAUAAAGAGUAUAAAUUUUACCUACACAGCCUCCUGAGCCUCAGGAAGGAUGAAGACUCCUAUUUCCUUUCACAGAAUGAGACAGAAGAUAUCUUGGCUUUCACCAGGCAGCACUUUGACACAUCCAGAAGCCAGUGUAUGGGAACUAAAAUGCUACAGAAAAAAUCUGGAAUCCAGAACAGUGACGGUGCAGAUGAACAUACACUUCCCAGAUUGGCAGCGACAAUCAUUGCUUUGUCCCUCCAGGGUGUUUGUCUGGGACGAAGAAACUUGCCAGCCCCAGACUAUUUUACAGAAUAUAUUUUCAGUUUCUUGAAUAGUACAAAUACUCUCCACUUAUCAGAACUAGACCAACUUCUCAAUACUCUCUGGACCAAAACCACCUGUAUCAAAAAGGAUAAAAUCCAUCAACUUCAAAGGAAACAAAACAACAUAACAAUCCAUGAUUGGGGCUACUCUAAUCUAUCUGUGUCUGUGGACAAAGGUUCAGAUGAUGGCCCAAUUUCCUGGGAUCAGACUUGCUUCUCUGCUCAGCAGCUGGUGGAGAUAUUUCUACAGAAUAGAUUUUCAUCCAUUUCUAAGGAGGACUUUAAGCAGUUGAGUCCAGGGAUCAUCCAGCAGCUACUCAGCUGCUCUUGCCACCUGCCCACCGACCAGCCAGCAAAACUUCUACCCACCACGCUGGAGAAAUAUGGCUACAGCACAGUGGCUGUGACACUUCUCACACUGGGCUCCAUGCUUGGGACAGUACUGGUCCUUUUCCACAACUGUGAAGAGAACUACAACCUUAUUUUACAGCUGUUUGUGGGUUUGGCUGUUGGGACACUCUCAGGGGAUGCCCUGCUCCACCUUAUCCCUCAGGUUCUUGGUUUAGAUAGGCAGGAAGAUGCUGAGUUUGGACAUUAUUUCCAUGAAAGCAAAGGUCAUAUUUGGAAACUGUUGGGUCUAAUUGGAGGCAUCCAUGGAUUUUUCUUGAUAGAAAAAUGUUUUAUUCUUCUUGUGUCACCAAAUGUCAAGCAGGGCCUGUCAUUGGCUAAUGGACACGUGGGACAUUCCCACCACCUUGCGCUGAACCCUGAAUUAAGUGACCAAUCAGGAAGAGGCAAAUCUCCUUCAACUAUCCAGUUGAAAGGUCCAGAAGAUUUACACGCUGCUGAGAGUCCCAUAGACAGUAUGACAGCCUCCCACAGAAAAUGCAAAACCAUUAGCUUGUUAGCCAUAAUGAUUCUGGUUGGGGACAGCCUGCAUAAUUUUGCAGAUGGCCUAGUGCUAGGAGCAGCUUUCUCCUCUUCAUCUGAGUCGGGAGUGACCACAACAAUUGCUAUCUUGUGCCAUGAAAUUCCACACGAGAUGGGAGACUUUGCUGUGCUUUUAAGCUCUGGACUCUCUAUUAAGACUGCCAUUCUGAUGAAUUUUAUAAGUGCUCUAACUGCCUUCGUAGGACUAUACAUUGGCCUCUCAGUGUCCACUGAUCCAUGUGUCCAAGACUGGAUCUUAACAGUCACUGCUGGAAUGUUCUUGUAUUUAUCCCUGGUGGAAAUGCUUCCUGAAAUGACUCAUGUUCAAUCACGACGACCCUGGAUGAUGUUUCUCCUGCAGAACGUUGGAUUGAUCUUAGAUGUGAAGUCCCCCCUUACCGCGUUGACAUGGUAUAGUUCACCUGGAGGCAUAACUCACUGGCUAAAGAGUGCUCAUGAACUUGAGAAACCCAAAGGAUAAUAUAUAUGUCAGCAUUCUUCUUCUAAAGUCACCAAAGGAAAUCUGCUCCAGGCUGGUAGAACUGGAAACCAAAGAUGAAGUUUGAACAUUUUUCAAAUAACAAAGGUUGAUUCCAGGCAAUAGAUUAAUGCCUAAAUGCUCACAGAUUGUGUAAUGGAGAAUAUUUAUGGAAAUAAUCUUCCUGACAAGUGAGAUAUGUUUUAUAUUCGUUCUGAGGAAACACAGAAUCCUAAACAGGAUUGCAGUAGGUAAGCUUAUGAAAUGAAUAAGCAACAUUACUGAUAACCUAGAAAAAUUAUUAAAAUAGAAAAUAACCCUG
This is a messenger RNA of Ictidomys tridecemlineatus (thirteen-lined ground squirrel), 3515 nucleotides long. RefSeq names its product solute carrier family 39 member 12 (gene Slc39a12). The record is from RefSeq and is a predicted model, not a curated record. Gene Ontology annotation, cellular component: plasma membrane. Gene Ontology annotation, molecular function: zinc ion transmembrane transporter activity; monoatomic cation:bicarbonate symporter activity. Gene Ontology annotation, biological process: zinc ion import across plasma membrane; intracellular monoatomic cation homeostasis. NCBI's taxonomy places the organism in Eukaryota, Metazoa, Chordata, Mammalia, Rodentia, Sciuridae.